AUGUCAUCAGAAAGGGUUUUAAAUUAUUCAGCACCAUUCAAGUCAUUUUUAGAUACUUCUUUUUUCCAGGAACUAUCUAGACUGAAGCUCGAUGUUCUGAAAUUGGACUCAACGUGCCAACCGCUUGUUGUGAAUCUGGAUCUUCAUAAUAUUCCUAAGUCCUCCGAUCAAGUUCCGCUAUUCUUGACUAAUCGAAGUUUUGAAAAGCAUAAUAACAGGUCUGAUGAUGAAGUGCCCGUAAGAGGAAAGAUAUACAAUUUCAAUGUAUUAGACGAAUUCAAAAAUCUGGACAAACAACAAUUUCUGCACCAAAGAGCUUUGGAAUGCUGGGAAGAUGGACUAGAGGAUAUAAAUAAGUGUGUUUCCUUCGUGAUUAUUAGUUUUGCUGACCUGAAAAGGUACAGGUUUUAUUAUUGGCUAGGUGUUCCCUGUUUCCAAAGACCUUCUUCAACCGUUGUUUAUGUGCAGGGAGAAGGAGACUCAAACCAUGUUUGGAAAACAUAUCAAGAGUGGUUUGAUACCAAUUAUUCAAAAUGGGUGUGCAUACUGAAUGAAGACAAUGACAUCAUAAAUUAUAAUAAAGAUAUUUUCGGAAAGACUAAAGUCCUAGCGGUGAGAGAUACAAGUACGAUGGAAAACACUCCUUCUGCAUUGACGAAAAAUUUUUUAAGUGUGUUACAGCAUGACAUUCCCCAUUUGACAGAUUUUAAGUUGCUAGUUAUUAGACAGCAUAAGGGAAGUUUUGCUUUGAACGUUACAUUCGCCUCCCGUGGCGUACAGUCUUUAUCGACCAACCCAGAUAUGAAAGUUGCUGGAUGGGAAAAGAAUAUUCAAGGAAAGCUGACCCCACGCGUUGUUGAUUUGGGUUCUUUACUAGAUCCUUUAAAGAUUGCUGAUCAAUCCGUAGAUCUGAAUCUGAAACUAAUGAAAUGGAGAAUUGUUCCUGAUUUAAACUUAGAUAUAAUCAAAGAUACAAAAGUUCUAUUACUGGGUGCUGGUACGUUAGGUUGCUAUGUAUCACGUGCACUAAUGGCGUGGGGCGUUAGAAAGAUAACGUUUGUCGAUAGUGGUACAGUUUCUUAUUCAAAUCCUGUAAGACAAGCAUUAUACAAUUUUGACGAUUGUGGAAAACCAAAAUCAGAGGCUGCAGCUGCUUCUCUGAAAAGAAUAUUUCCGUUAAUGGAUGCUUCAGGUGUUACACUAAACAUUCCGAUGAUUGGUCACAAAUUGGUAAAUGAGGAAAGUCAACACGAGGACUUUAAUAAGUUAAGAGGUUUAAUAAAGAAGCACGACGUUAUAUUCCUAUUAGUAGAUUCCCGAGAAAGUAGAUGGUUGCCUUCGUUAUUGGGUAAUAUAGAAGAUAAAAUUGUCAUUAAUGCUGCUUUGGGGUUCGAUAGUUAUCUGGUUAUGAGGCACGGGAGUAGAAAUGAAGAGCCUUUGAAGCAACUAGGCUGCUACUUCUGUCAUGAUGUUGUAGCGCCGACUGACAGCUUGACUGAUCGGACGUUGGAUCAGAUGUGUACAGUAACUAGGCCAGGCGUUGCAAUGAUGGCAUCUUCUUUGGCCGUUGAAUUGAUGACUUCUUUGCUGCAAAUCAAAAACUCGGGUUCAGAUACGACUGUUUUAGGGGAAAUACCUCAUCAAAUACGUGGAUUCUUGAAUAAUUUUUCUACUUUAAAAUUAGAAACUCCGGCGUAUGAGCAUUGUCCAGCAUGCAGCCCUAAAGUCAUAGAAGCAUUUACAGAGUCGGAGUGGGAAUUUGUAAAGAAAGCGUUAAAUGAUCCGUUAUACCUUGAAGAAAUUAGCGGUCUGACGCUUAUAAAACAAGAAGUUGAACAGUUAGGUAAUGACGUUUUUGAGUGGGAAGGUGACGAAUCCGAUGAAAUGAAAUAA
Messenger RNA from Saccharomyces eubayanus, 1893 nucleotides. RefSeq names its product Atg7p (gene ATG7). Gene Ontology annotation, molecular function: Atg8 activating enzyme activity; Atg12 activating enzyme activity. Bases 1 to 1893 code for a protein of 630 amino acids. Gene Ontology annotation, cellular component: phagophore assembly site; cytoplasm. NCBI's taxonomy places the organism in Eukaryota, Fungi, Ascomycota, Saccharomycetes, Saccharomycetales, Saccharomycetaceae. Gene Ontology annotation, biological process: C-terminal protein lipidation; piecemeal microautophagy of the nucleus; protein modification by small protein conjugation. The transcript has a single exon. The record is from RefSeq and is a predicted model, not a curated record.